CACGAACGUGCGCUCUGCUGCAGUUCGCAUUUGGUCGCGAGCACUUGAGCUUUCCACGUGUAAUUCGCUCCUCGCAGUCAAGAAUGGCCGACUCUCGCCCUUACGAGCAGCGGUUCUUCCGCAAAUUCAGCCAGUGGUACUAUAUCGACGCUAAAAAGGACAUUCCAUCACCGGACGUGCCUGAGUUGGUCACUUUGCUGCGCGCGGUCGGCUUCAAUUUGGCCAGCAUUGGCCUGGGAAAAAACGCCACCGCGAAUUCCGGCCCGAAACUGACAGGAAUGAAGGUGACCGUCCAGUGUUUGGCCUCGGGCGUUGUGGCUGAAAUGGAGUUGCCGGCGUCGCCUGGCAAUGCAGAGUGUCGGUGCUCCAUCUUCAAGGGCAACCCGCAGCCUGAGGUCGCUGUGCAGGACCAGGCCUCGUUUUGGGAAGUUACAUCAAGUCAGGAAAGACUGAAUCACACAAUCGGAAGUUCUCUGCUGCCGAAUGUGGACCCCAAUCACUCGAGGGUGAUCAAAGAGGUGUUCCAACUGCUGCAGGACGACUUGUCCGCUUCGCACGAGGCCAACAAACAUGCAAUGCAGCGAAGACUUUCUCUGCCGCCCGUUCCAAAAUUCAGCGACGACGCAAAUUCUUCGACUAGCUCCAGCGUGCAGCACUCGGUCGACUCCAUUGACAAAUUGGACGGUGGCAGCGUUUCAAACAUUCUCACUAGAAGGGCCAGUUUUGGUUGCAACGAUGACCUGAAAAACAUGCAGCCCCUGCCGAUGCUGACGCCAAAACCAAAGAACCUGUUGGACGACAGCAACUCCUCCCUGACUGACUUUGAAACUCCCAAAGCAAUGCCUCUGCCGUCCACCGGCCACAGAGACAACAACAACGCCAUCAGAAAACUGCUGACCGCCGCCCUGAAGCUUCUGGAUUCCUCCAAGGGCAAGACUGAGGCUCGCAGGGCCACCUUCAAUCUUCCCCCUGCAGAGAGUGCGCAGGACUCGGCCAAGAAGAAUGUUACGAAAUAUGUUGCGACCCCGAGAAUGACCAAGUCCACUGUGCAGAACACAAGGGUGCCAACCCCGAAGCCUUCGGCGACCAGACUGGUCAGGACGUCGUCACUCAGGGGCACUGCGUCAACAACACCUUCCGCCUCUUCUAUGAUUCCAGGGUCCAAAAAUUCAGGUCCAUCGACUGCUGCAGUCAAAGCAAGGACCGCGGAGACUAUCCGGAGGCGCACAUUCAUCGUGAACGACCAAAGUAAAGCUCCGAGGGUGUCAAAAGGCAGCGUUCUGUCCCCAAGCAUUGAAACAGCAGAAAACAACGUCCAAGUGGUCACCCCUCUGCGGCAGGGCUCAAAGUCCAAAGUGUCCGAACGCAAGUCCCUGCCUCCUCGUCCGACGUUCAACAAGGAAAACCAGCCGACCAAAUGAUUGAGUUUUAAUUAUGUUGUGAUUUUAUUUUCUUGCCACACUUAACGAUAUUUGGAAAAAUGGAAAAUUUUCUUGUAAAUCCUUAAUUUCCCCAAAAAUUUGAAAUCUGCUCGGAACACUUGCAGAUUUGUUGUUUGAAUUGUAAUACUUGAUUUUUGUGUGUAUCUUUUGGAAACAAUCUUAUAUUUUCUCGCUUGUGAUUAUUUUAUUAGCAGGCACUAGUUUUGUGUUUUGACGACAAAUGGGCCUCUUGAAAGGCGUAAUGUGGCCGCGUUUGCGGGAUAAUCCCUCUUGGCGGGCGCACGCAGCCUCCGCCAUAAUCCCCAGCGUAUUUGCCUGCGAGGCGCCAUCACAGAUGACAUUUCCGUGUCGCCCGAGGAUUAGGAGCUCUCCAGAGCCUCCCUCUUCUAUGUAAUCAAAGUCUUUUAGAAUUUGCUGUCAAAAUCUCGAGCCAAAAUUGUAACUCGAGAUGGUGACAGAGUGUACUUUUUUUCCCUGCCAAAAGUGAUGUAUUAAAAUUGUAUUUUGUCUCUAAUUUGUUGUAAAAUAAAAGAAUUUUGUUCAUUGGUGGGAGUGAUUAAUUAAUUUUUUCUAUGUAAGAUUAUAUUAUUUUGUACUUUUAUCAUCACCAACGCAGCCAUUAAAUUUCUACCGACCACAAUCAAGUAAAAUAUUAUA
This is a messenger RNA of Neocloeon triangulifer, 2099 nucleotides long. RefSeq lists its product as uncharacterized. Bases 84 to 1421 code for a protein of 445 amino acids. The transcript is spliced from 5 exons. The record is from RefSeq and is a predicted model, not a curated record. Lineage: Eukaryota; Metazoa; Arthropoda; Insecta; Ephemeroptera; Baetidae.